UCACGGCCUGCACACACCCACCCGCUCCGGAGACAGCUUCGCCUCCCUCCUGCCACCAUGAAGCUCGCCAUCACCUUCGCUGUGGUCAUGCUGGCUCUCUGCUGUGGCUCCGCUACGGCCCAGAUCUGCCCAGAUUUCCUAGAGGUCCUGAGAACUCUCUUUGAAGGCCCCACUUCCGGCUAUGAGGCUGCCAUUUCUGUCUUCAACCCCACUGAAGAAAUGAGGUCCUCAGCGGUUACCCUGAAGAAUCUACUGAACGUGAUUCCGCCCGAGAUCAAGGAGGGUGCCGCCAAGCUCACGCAAAAAAUUAUCCAAAGCCCACAGUGUGCUUAGGACUCAGAAGUUGAAGAUCU
This is a messenger RNA of Sorex araneus (European shrew), 353 nucleotides long. RefSeq names its product secretoglobin family 1A member 1 (gene SCGB1A1). Gene Ontology annotation, biological process: signal transduction. Lineage: Eukaryota; Metazoa; Chordata; Mammalia; Eulipotyphla; Soricidae. Gene Ontology annotation, cellular component: cytoplasm. The transcript is spliced from 3 exons. The record is from RefSeq and is a predicted model, not a curated record. The coding region runs from base 58 to 333 and encodes 91 amino acids.